CUGGCAACCCUGGAGAUGGUGGCCAUAUUGUAAAGCCACAAUGGCCCCCCGGCCUGGGAUAGCAGUCGUUUUGUGAGUCAUUCAACCGUGGCCUGCUGUCCACAGUAGUAGACUCCCAAGGGGGAAAAAAGCCUAUCUGUCAUUGACGAAUAGUGCAGACCAGUUAUUAUGUCUAGGGUUCACUGGAUUAAGACAGAAAAUCUGAAAUAUCUGAUCAAAGCAGGAGUUUGAGUAAUGUUGCAAACAAGUUCUGCGAACCAUAUUGUAAUCACCACUCCAAGGCAGCAGCUGCAUCAUCUCAAGUCUGUUUCAUUCAAUCCUGUGGCUACUGGGGAGGCAGGAAAUGUGCUUUGCAUCCACGCUUUUUCCCUUUUAAUGAGUAAUAUGCGUUUGCGGUGAAUCUAUCAUUUCAUUUGUUUUUAAUGGUGAUUUGGAAGACCAAUGUGUGUUUUAUUUAGUUUUAGCUUCUAUAUUUCCCCUGAGGAUCGGUCCCAGUUAUAAAGGCUCUCUGUGUUGGGUUUGUGUGAUCAGAGUGUUACAAGACAUCAGGAAAGUAUCAGAUUGUGCUUUGAGGAAUGUGAUUUUUUUUCCAUCUUUAUAAUUGAUAAGUAUUGCAAAGUGAUUCUUGAAUGUACGUGUGUUUUCAAACAUUAGCAAACAUAGGGGGAGUGCGAGAGCAAAGGAUGAACAUGGGGCAGAAAGUCUCAGGGGGAAUCAAGACCAUCUCCAGUGCUCGGGAGCCAACGUACAAAGCUAUAAACCGUGAGCCCGCUUACAGUCCAGACUUUCAGAAACCCAGCCGGCUCGAUGCCUUGCUGGACAUGCCCUCCUGCUCACGUGAGCAGCAGAUAAAACAUGCUUGGAACGCCGACGAUCGUUCCCUCAACAUUUUCGUGAAGGACGAUGACCAGAUGACCUUCCACAGACACCCUGUGGCUCAGAGCACGGACUGCAUCAGGGGGCGGUUUGGGUACACCAGGGGGCUCCACGUGUGGGAAAUUUUCUGGAGCACCCGGCAGCGGGGUACGCACGCGGUGGUCGGGGUGGCCACGAGCGACGCCCCGCUACACUGCGUCGGGUACCAAAGCCUGGUGGGCAGCAGCAAAGACUCCUGGGGCUGGGAUCUCGGUCGGAAUAAGUUGUACUAUGACAUGAAGAAUACGCCGGGGGUCACUUACCCGACUUUACUCAACUCAGACGAAAAUUUUGUUGUGCCAGACAGUUUUCUUGUGGUGUUAGACAUGGACGAGGGGACACUAAGUUUCGUUGUGGAUGGACAGUAUUUAGGCGUGGCUUUUCGAGGACUCAAGGGCAAGAAGCUCUACCCAAUAGUCAGCGCAGUGUGGGGACACUGUGAAAUCACAAUGAAGUACAUCGGUGGAUUAGAUC
Messenger RNA from Aplysia californica (California sea hare), 1389 nucleotides. RefSeq names its product SPRY domain-containing SOCS box protein 1. Lineage: Eukaryota; Metazoa; Mollusca; Gastropoda; Aplysiida; Aplysiidae. Gene Ontology annotation, molecular function: protein binding. The record is from RefSeq and is a predicted model, not a curated record. Gene Ontology annotation, cellular component: SCF ubiquitin ligase complex. Gene Ontology annotation, biological process: proteasome-mediated ubiquitin-dependent protein catabolic process; intracellular signal transduction.